AUGCCUGAAGUUAUCGCCCAUAGGGGAUUUAAACGAUUAUAUCCGGAAAAUACCUUGCUCGCCUUCACGCAAGCCAGGAACGCCGGUGCCACCACCAUCGAAUUGGACUUGCAAUUGACCAAGGACAACCAGAUUGUCAUUUGUCAUGAUUCCACCACCGACAGGGUCUUUGAUAAAUCUGUCAAUAUCCAUAAUUCCACAUUUGCCGAGGUGAUGCAAUUAAGAACUUUGAAAGAACCGCACGAGUCGAUGCCAAGUUUGGCCAAUCUUUUGAACUGGAUACAAAAACCAGAGAAUCAUGGGUUGAAAUUAAUGUUUGACAUUAAACGGUUCAAUCGUAUGGAGAUCUUGAGUAUUUUACAACAACAAUUACUCGACACUGAGCCACAGGGUUGUCAGACCGAUGAUGAGAAGUUGAAGUUUUGGGGAUCGAAGUUGAUCAUUGGGUUGUGGAAUUUGCCACAAUAUUCGUACACGGUGGACCAUCACUUGUUUGAAAAUUUUGAAAAGGCGAUUAUUACAUUUAGUAUUGGAGAAGCCCUCAAGAUUUUAAAAGUUAGCGAUCAGCAAGAUCCAAAAGACCAACUCAAAGGGAUUUCACUAUUGCAUGUUGCAACUUGGGAUAAAGGCUUAUUUAAGAAUAUUGGAUCGAUGGGAUUAUACCAAAAGAACCACGCUGCUGUUUCGCCGUUGAAGUAUUUCUUUUUGAACUACGUGGUGCCUCAAAAAGUCAAGUUUUAUGUGUGGACCGUCAACAACAGUGCCGAUAUGGAUUGGUGUUUGAAUUUCCCGUUCAUCGCGGGAAUCAUUGGUGAUAACCCCGAUAUCCUUGCGGAAAAAGUCAAGGUGUUAUCCGAUGUGGCCCCUGAACCAGUGGAUGAUGAUCAAAGACGGUUGGAAUAUUUCAAAUCUAAGCUUGCGAUGUUGUACAAGUUAAGACCGUGGUUCUUUACAAAAUUGGCGAUUAGACGGAUGCUAUUUCUUAGGUUGUAUAAACUUUGCUUGUUUAUCUUCUCGUGGAAACUCCAAGAAGUCAACGUUUUGUGGAGAUGGAAUGUUGGCAAACUUCUUUUUGAUUUCAAUAAAGCGGUUGGGUUGGUAUAA
Saccharomycopsis crataegensis is the source of this 1104-nucleotide messenger RNA. It is a transcript of the gene PGC1, whose product is annotated as phosphatidylglycerol phospholipase. The transcript has a single exon. Bases 1 to 1104 code for a protein of 367 amino acids. Gene Ontology annotation, biological process: lipid metabolic process. The record is from RefSeq and is a predicted model, not a curated record. Gene Ontology annotation, molecular function: phosphoric diester hydrolase activity. NCBI's taxonomy places the organism in Eukaryota, Fungi, Ascomycota, Saccharomycetes, Ascoideales, Saccharomycopsidaceae.